Molecule: messenger RNA, 684 nt
Organism: Jatropha curcas
Lineage: Eukaryota; Viridiplantae; Streptophyta; Magnoliopsida; Malpighiales; Euphorbiaceae
Molecular function (GO): nucleic acid binding; RNA-DNA hybrid ribonuclease activity
Source: RefSeq, a predicted model, not a curated record
AUGGAUAAGACGUUGGUGGAGGAUUUAGUAGUGUUGUUAUGGUUCCUAUGGUAUAAUAGGAACCUCUUGGUCUGGAAAGGGACCAAUAAUUCUCCAAAUAUUAUUGUUGCUCAGGCUGGUCGUUUUUUUCAGGACUGGCGUACUGCUCAGAUUGCACAUACUCCUUCCCCCUGCAGUAGUUGCCCUGUGCUGCACAGAAGUUGGACUCCACCAUGUCCUGGUUCCUUAAAACUUAAUGUGGAUGCAUCUGUGUUUGCUGACUUGAAUUGUACAGGAUUUGGUGCUCUGCUGCGUGACUCCAGGGGUAGAUUUAUAGUGGCUGUCACAGGGACUGUGGCUGGCAAUCGCACUCCUCGUAUGGCAGAAGCUAUUGGACUAAGAGAGGUUUUAUCUUGGCUUAAAACACAGCAGUUUGGGUCGGUGGUCGUUGAAUUGGACGCGCACGAAGUUUGUCAUGUUUUAUCUGAUAAUGCUGGAGAUUGUUCAGAGUUUGGGUUAGUAGUUAGUGAUUGUAAAUUUUUAGGAGUAGAGGCUAAUGUUAGCUCCUUCUAUUGGGUAAGAAGACGAGUUAAUACUGUUGCUCACAGUUUGGCUAGGGUGGCGUAUUUACAUACUGGUCUUCAUAUUUGGAAUUCUCUUCCAAGUCAGGUCUUUGAUAUUGUUACUACUGAAAUGAUUCAUUAA